Paramecium octaurelia is the source of this 792-nucleotide messenger RNA. Lineage: Eukaryota; Ciliophora; Oligohymenophorea; Peniculida; Parameciidae. The record is from the annotation of a GenBank genome assembly.
AUGAAAAAAUUAGGAAAAAUAAUUUCAACAAUUAUCCUUUUAAGUACUUUGACAUUAGCUCGCGAGUUGGUUUAUUUAGGAAAUUAAUGCACUUGUGAAUAAUUGACAUCACAACGUGACUGUUCUUAUUUUAAGAAGUGCUAAUUUAUCAAUUAAAUUUGUUCUUUAAAACCUUGUGAUUAGAUGAAUUUUGAGGCUUGUUAAAGUAGUGAUUGUGCAUGGAAUUAAGGAAAAUGUUCUAAGUUUACAAAUUGUUAAGAUUAUGAAGUAUCCGAUGCUGAUGAUUGCUUUAACCUAAACCAUUAUUGUUAAUAUAAUAUUUAAACAAAAUCCUGCUAAACCAAAGAUCCCAUAAACUAAUCAUGUUCGGAAUAGAGCUAAGCCAAUUGUUACUAAGGAAUAGAUGGUAAGUGUAUUUACAAAGACAACAAAUGUUAACUUUGGACAGAUUGUAAAGAUGGAGAAUUAGAAUAUUGUAUGAUAGGAAAUUUACAUUGUAUAUGGGAUUUAGAACAAGAUAAAUGUGUAUCAGCCACAUCAUGCUAAGAUCUAGAUGAUAUGCCAUGCAUUUUUGCUUUCCCGAAUAUGAAUACUAUGGAUGCUUAUAUAUGUCAAUAUGAUAAGAAUGGAAAUUGUUAAGACUUUAAUCCUUCCAAUUCUAAUUAGGAAUCCUGUAUAGCCCAAUCCUAUGGGUAUUAUUAAUGGAUUAAUGGAAAGUGCACGGCAUGUUAAUCAAUUAAUUUUGAUUUAAUUUAAUCAGUGGUAGUGUUAACAUAUCUAAUUUUGAGUUGA